Molecule: messenger RNA, 378 nt
Organism: Blastomyces dermatitidis ER-3
Lineage: Eukaryota; Fungi; Ascomycota; Eurotiomycetes; Onygenales; Ajellomycetaceae
Exons: 2
Coding region: 1-378 (125 amino acids)
Source: RefSeq, a predicted model, not a curated record
AUGCGUGCACGAGAGCCAUAUUGGAAUAAUAUUUGGGAUGGAAACUACUUCCAGUCAGUACCGGCAUCGGUGCGAGAUCAGAUUGCUGGCCAUGACUCGAAUGCUGUUAAAUACUACCUAAACAAUGUUGUGCAGGAAGUGAUGAAUGUAGAUAGGUCAUCUAGAGCAAGAGUGCAAGCAUUGGCAUGCUCACUCGGACUUGACACCAAUUCCGCGGCACCUACUCGGCCCACAGACGAGCAAAUCCAGCGGAUAGCAGCACAUCCAAAGAUGCAGGCCCUAUCCAAAAAGAACCAGGAGUUGUCUGCCAGGAUCCGAGCAGCAGGCUACACAUCAAUCCCAGGGCAGCUGGAACUGCUCUCUACCGAGAGAAGAUGA